AUGAAGCCUAUCGCUCUUCUUUCCCUCGUCCUCGGCGGCGUUGUUGCUCUUGAGGCCAGUGGAGUCGAUGGCGGCGCACAGGGCUUGAGCAGGCGGACUGGAAGGCCUAUCAAGUUCUCCGGCCGUGAUGUUCCGCAUGCGAUGAACAAACUUGCUGACGCACCAUCCGGGUUCACCAUCUCGACCGUGGAGCCCACGGAAUUCCGCUCCAAGGCAGCACUCAACAAGGUGCCGGUCGAAUUCAUCGAGCCCAGUUUGAGGCGUCGGCGCGAGAGCUUCAAAGUCCUCCAGAAGCUGCGUCGGCAAGUCUUGGUCAGCGACUUCUUUGAGUGCACAAACCCAAGCCGCAGGCCCGCUACAGCAGACUGCGAUGUCAUCAUCAACCAGCUCCUCUCAGAGAGCCAGGAGUUCAUUGUCGACGCCAACGCCUGCCUCGUCUUCUCGUUCAGGACGUGCCAAGGAUUCUUCUGCUCGCUCUGCCAAACGCUGAGCACCACAUCCGACUUCAUUGGCAGCCAACUUGACACGGUCGAUGCGCUUUGUGUCGAGAAUGGCCAGGCUGGUACCAUUGUUGGCGAGGACCCGCCGCAGUGGGAUGCUGGUUUCACCUUCGCGGGAGCCCCCUUGCCAACAUUUGAUGUCUGCUGA
Messenger RNA from Canariomyces notabilis, 648 nucleotides. RefSeq lists its product as uncharacterized. The record is from RefSeq and is a predicted model, not a curated record. NCBI's taxonomy places the organism in Eukaryota, Fungi, Ascomycota, Sordariomycetes, Sordariales, Chaetomiaceae. Bases 1 to 648 code for a protein of 215 amino acids. The transcript is spliced from 2 exons.